GUGAGUACCUUAGUAUUUAAAUGUUUUUAUUUAUUGACCAUAUUAUUUUUCAGGUUUCAGAAGGCUGAACACCGAACAGAAAGUUGAGAUCCGACCAGGCCUUAGAAAAACCAAACUGUUUGGGUCAAAACCGAACAGGUUGCAACCUUAUCCCUCCCUCCCUGAAUCCCACUACUCCCAAUGACAGGAGGAAUGGAAAUCAACCAGUUGUGGCUGUAGUAAUCUAAUUUUCCCAUGAGAUGGCAGUGUCGCCUCUAAUUUGUAGGUCUCACAAAAUCAGUGGGAGGGGAUAAUCUAUAGGUUAAGGUAGAACACGUUUGACCCUUGCAACGUGAGGCAAUGUGCUACCAGAUGCCCUUCACACCUUUGAUUUGGAGGGCUGAAAACGCACACAAGGAGGCAAGUUAAUCUCGUGCUAGCUAGUGUUAGCUAUAUACCAGGCAGGAGCUGCACUGCUUAUCGAACUGAGUUGGGAACAUUGUAAAGUUUUUGAAUGCUGCAUGAUUUUUAAUAAAGUGUGACUAGUACAGGUGUGCAUCCACCAGAACCUGUGUAGCACAUAUAACACCUCCCAGUGGGGCAGCACAUGUCACACAGCACAAUUCUGCUCAAUUUCUUUAACAAACACUUCAGUCAUUUAAAGGGAAAUACUGGCAUAAAGCAUGAAGUCAAUGUUCUGCGUGCUGCACAGACCCCUGCCCAGAAUUCUGCCUGCCUGUGCCAUGUCUGUGUCUCUGCAGGUCACCCCUGGACAUUGCCUGAUUGAUGAGCCCCUACAGGUGACAGUGUCUGGCCUAAGACCUGGACAGGAGGUGACUCUCCAGGCAACAAUGACUGAUGAAGGUGGGGAGGACUUCACUUCUUUAAGCCGUUAUCGUGCAGGGAGCAGUGGCGAGUUGGAUCUGUCAAAGUGCCCGGCUCUGGAAGAUGGCAGUUUCACUGGGUUAGAGCCUGAGGGACCCCUGUGGGCCCUACAGCCCAAAAGCCCAUUUAGGAGGUUUCUCCGGAAAGAUGUGCAAAGCCCAAUACAGCUCAAGCUUUCUCUGUACCAGGACCAUGAACCCCUUGGGCCCCUGCUGGCCACUGCCACCCAGGAGAGGGGAUUCAUCGGAGAAGGAGUGAGCCGGAUCCCUGUGCGAGAGGGCAAGGUCCGGGGCAGCCUCUUCUUACCACCAGGAAAGGGGCCAUUUCCUGGUGUUAUUGAAAUACAAGGAGCUGGAGGUGGCCUACUGGAAUACAAGGCUAGCCUUCUUGCCGAUAAAGGAUUUGUCACACUUGCUUUGGCUUACUAUGGCUAUGAGGAUCUGCCCAAGCAAAUGAAACAUUUACGCUUAGAAUACUUUGAAGAAGCUGUAAAUUUCAUGUUGAAACAUCCCAAGGUUAAAGGUCCAGGGAUAGGACUUUUGGGCCAUUCUAAAGGUGGUGAUCUUGUCCUCUCUAUGACUGCUUUCCUAAAGGGCAUAACAGCCGCAGUUGUUGUUAAUGGCUCCCUUGCUAAUGUGGGUGCUGAUUUACAUUACAAAGAUAUUACUCUUCCUGCUAUUGGAGUUGAUAUGAGCAAAAUUAAAUUCCCCCAGCCUGGAGUGGCAGAUAUCAUCAAUAUUCUAAACAACCCCCUUGAAGAACCUAACUGUGCAAGCCUAAUUCCCUUGGGCAGAGCAGACAGCAAGUUUCUUUUUAUUGUGGGGCAAGAGGACAAGAACUGGAAGAGUGAUUUCUUUGCCAAAAUUGCUUGUGACCUCUUGACAGAGCAAGGAAAAGAUAAGCCAGAAGUUGUAUGUUACCCUGGAGCUGGCCACUACAUCGAGCCACCUUAUUUUCCACUAUGCAAGGCCUCCAUGCACAGAGUGGUGGGUCUUCCAGUGAUCUGGGGAGGAGAAAUGAAAGCCAAUGCCAUGGCACAAGUUGAUUCCUGGUACAGGAUUCAGGCAUUUCUCCAUAAGCAUCUAGAUGCACAUGGUGACACACCAAGCAAGCUGUAACCAAGUGACAUUUGGACAUCGCAAUCCACACCCUACCAUUGAAAGCCUACCUCUUUUGCUCUAGAAAACGUCCACCUAGAAAUGUUGUCCUCUAUGCAAAGGGCAAGUCCCAAGCCACUUCUUGUUGAAUAUCAGCUUGACAUUUAGUUGCAUCACACUGAUAUAUACUGAAAUGUAUACAGCACUAAAUGGGAAAUAU
This is a messenger RNA of Xenopus laevis (African clawed frog), 2181 nucleotides long. RefSeq names its product acyl-CoA thioesterase 2 L homeolog (gene acot2.L). Gene Ontology annotation, molecular function: thiolester hydrolase activity; fatty acyl-CoA hydrolase activity. The record is from RefSeq and is a predicted model, not a curated record. Lineage: Eukaryota; Metazoa; Chordata; Amphibia; Anura; Pipidae. The coding region runs from base 663 to 1982 and encodes 439 amino acids. Gene Ontology annotation, biological process: fatty acid metabolic process; acyl-CoA metabolic process. The transcript has 3 exons.